Bipolaris maydis ATCC 48331 is the source of this 2505-nucleotide messenger RNA. RefSeq lists its product as uncharacterized. Gene Ontology annotation, cellular component: ciliary inversin compartment. Gene Ontology annotation, biological process: protein localization to ciliary inversin compartment. The record is from RefSeq and is a predicted model, not a curated record. NCBI's taxonomy places the organism in Eukaryota, Fungi, Ascomycota, Dothideomycetes, Pleosporales, Pleosporaceae. Gene Ontology annotation, molecular function: protein binding.
AUGGACGUUGAAGCAAUCAAUAAAAGUCUGCUCAAAGCUGUCGAAGAGGGAGAUUUAGCUAAAAUUCAAGAUAUUGUUUUCCGUAUUCCAGGGUCAAGAACUGGUCAAGACUGGUCUUUUCUGUCACGAGAGCCGGUGCUGCUCGCCUGUAGCAAAGGAGACGUAGACAUUGUGGAGUUCUUACUCAAACAUUGUCAGCAGGAGGAUUUUACCGAUAUCUCAAGACGAACCGCAUUAAUUCAUCAAGCAGUUCGGGGAGAAGGAGCGGACCAUUGUAACACAGUCAAGCUUCUACUUGGAUUUGCUGCUGGCGAUGGCGGUGCAGAAACGGUGAAAAAGUAUGUCAAUAUUCAGGAUCAUGAAGGGAAAACGGCAGUUCACCAUGUAGCUGCAGAGGGCGACUAUGCGAUGCUUGAUGUUCUCUUUGAAGCAGGUGUGGAGGUCACUAUCAGAGACAAAAGAGGCCUCUUGCCGGCACAUAUCGCUUGCAUAGAAAAGAAAUAUGAGACGAUGAGAUGGCUGUUUCAGAAAGACCAAGUGGGGAUAGCCGAGAUCAUGAAAGAAGAGCGGAUUGCAGGGACCACUUGUCUUCAUCUGGUCUCAAAGAGAAACUGUGGAAAGGCACUUGGCUACCUCCUUGAUUUGAUCCAGGACGAACAAAUCAUGUCAAAAGACAGCAAUCGCAUGUCUGUAUGGGAGGUGGCAUGUGGGGGAACCAGUCGCUCGUUCUGUCCAAGUUCAGGAAAGACCCCACUAAAAGAGCUGAUUCGAAAGCCUUACCUAGUUUCGACGGGAUUCCCAACCCCUGAAAUGUGCCCAGGGAUACCUACAGACAGUAAAUUGCCUCCAGAGUUUCCCAUUAAUCUGGAAUCAGCCAGUGUACUCAUUUUCAACGAACAUAGGGCUCCUCGGAAUUGCAGCAAAUUCGAUUGGAAUGAAUAUUCUUUUCCUGGAAUAACUUGCUAUUCAUUUCCAUUGAAUCAUGCUUUGUUCGGAAAACUUCUGAUUGAAGAUCGUAUCAAAACUCAGGAUAUGAAAAGAUUCAUAGAAGGGUUUCAGUAUGAGCAGUAUAUCCGGAACCGAGAUGACACAGGACCUGUAGUCCUAAAGCUUCGAGAGCCUUCCUGUACUGUGACUCAUGGCGGAGGUUCAAAGUCCUUCACAAUUGCGAUGCCUUACUUCAAGGUACUCAAACAAGAUCGGGUCUUGAAAUGGAGGGAUUCGGCCGGAUCGCUCGAAUCUCUCAAGGCACCAUAUUUACCACUAACGCUUGAUGAGUACUGCUGCCCUGCGUUGCCAAAAUCGAUGUUGGAUCGUCGGAAUCGAGAUCAAGUACUUGCCAAGGCUGAUAAUACAGAAUCACUUUCUCCGGAGAUUGUUACAGUGUGUCAAGUAUGGGUUCUACAAUGCGAAGAUGGGCUCAUAGUUACACAUGAACCGGACGUAGAAUUUUUUUCUAAUCAUUCAGAACUAGAAUUCCCCUCGUGGGGACACGACUGUCUGACUGGGGACGCUAAGCGGUAUAUUGGUAUCCUGCUGUCUCAUUUCGUGGACAAUCUUGACCGUCCUUCUGAAACGGGCUCAGGAAACCCCGUUUUUCAUACCUUUGAGAAUUUCAUUGCCUCAUGUGCUCUUGUUGUAGAUGAGUACAGCAGGGGAGACGAUCUGAAGAAACUCGAUAUUGACAAGGAAAGGAGAUUUCUGCACGAUAUUGAUGAUAUACGAGGAGAACUGGGGAUGAUCAAACGCGUCAUCCUGCAGCAAGAGGAGGUCUGGAAAACAUUUGCAAGCAACGCUUGGCCAGAACACUGGUCAAGUGGUGCAGAAGGGCGCAUGGUCGUAAAAGACGACGAAGGGAGAUCUCUUGAAGAAGAGGAGGAAUGGCAGCUUAUUCUACGCGCACAGACUCAGUUCGAUCGAUUUCGACGUCGAAUCGCGCAAUUGGAUGAAGACGCCGCCCGUAUGGAGAAAUCCAUAAUGGCCAAACUAGACCUGAAGCAGAAACACGCAAGUCUCCAAGAGUCACAUGCAACAGCCGUCAUGAGCGCAGCAGUUCUCGGCUUCACGGUUAUAACCAUAAUUUUCACCCCCUUGUCCUUUCUCACUAGCUUGUUUGCUCUUUCAAUCGACCGUUUCCAACGAAACCAAGUCGACUUCUACAUACCCAAUCGUGAGAACGAAGUCGACUUCAGCAAUCGAACUCGCGUUUACACGACAAAUUACAUUGGAAAAUGGGCUGCUACCACAGAACUUGCAUCUAUCGCUGUAGCCCUACUGUCCAUGUGGUUCGUUAUUGAAUACGGCAUGGACGUGCCUGUGUUGCGAUACAGUGCAACACGGUUGGUGGGCUUGACAAAGCGGAUAUGGGAAUUUAAGUUUGUGACAAAAGUGAGUGGACGGAUCAAAUCCAAAAGGUUGCGAAGACCGAAUGUAUCUAUACCUGUUUUUGUGCGUAGACAACUUGCGAUUAGGCUCAAGAAUUUCAGGCGAAGGUGGCAGCGUUGA